Messenger RNA from Neolamprologus brichardi, 5785 nucleotides. The record is from RefSeq and is a predicted model, not a curated record. Lineage: Eukaryota; Metazoa; Chordata; Actinopteri; Cichliformes; Cichlidae.
GUUCAGCUGCUCACCUCUCACUGAAUCCCGUCUCCACCUUUCAUCCCUCAACUUGUCCCACGUAGGGAUGGAUGAGUUCCACCGCCGUCGGACCUUGUAAAGUAUCAGACCAAUGCGUCUGAACUGGGGGACCGACAGUCACUGGAGGGUCUUUGGGCGUCGGUGAUGUUUGCAAUUGGUGACUGCAGAAACUGCCAACGUGUCGGCGAGUCGACAGACCACAGCUUACUUGUGCGCUCUUGGAGUGGGAGAAUGGACAUGUGAAUGAGAACGAUUUCCCUCGGCGGCUACAAAAACUGUUUUGGUUCUUUUAGUUCACAAAUCGUCACAAAGUCUCACAAGUGAAAACAGGAUUGAUGAGAUUCUUUUUCAUUUUUUCUUUUUUUGUUUCUGCUUGAGGAGGAAUUCAUGCGCCGAUAGCUUACGAGGCCAAUAUGCCAGAAUGGGUCCUCUACAGUAUUUAUUUCUCUGUGGACUUCUGCACACCCAGACCUAUGGGUCUCGUCUUCGCCAGGAAGACUUCCCUCCCCGCAUUGUGGAACACCCUUCUGACCUCAUUGUGUCCAAGGGGGAGCCAGCCACUCUCAACUGUAAGGCAGAGGGUCGUCCACCGCCUACGGUGGAAUGGUACAAAGACGGGGAGCGUGUUGAGACAAACAGGGAAAAUCCCCGUUCCCACCGUAUGCUGCUUCCCAGUGGGUCCCUCUUCUUCCUGCGCAUCGUUCAUGGACGACGGAGCAAGCCAGACGAUGGCAUCUAUGUUUGCGUGGCCCGAAACUAUCUGGGGGAGGCCAAAAGCCGGAACGCGUCUCUAGAAGUAGCACUGUUGCGUGAUGACUUCAGGCAGAAUCCACAGGACGUGGUUGUGGCAGUUGGAGAGACUGCCAGUUUUGAGUGUCAGCCGCCACGUGGGCACCCCGAACCUACCACCUUCUGGAGGAAAGAUAAAACUCGUCUUGACCUCAAGGACGACAGGAUCACAGUCCGUGGAGGAAAGCUGACCAUCUCAAAUACCAAGAAGAGUGAUUCAGGGAUUUAUGUCUGUGUGGCAGCCAACAUGGUUGGGGAGAGAGAUAGUGAAAAAGCUCAGCUCUCAGUUUUUGAAAGACCAGUGUUUGUGCAACGGCCAGUGAACCAGGUGGUCUUAGUUGACGAGAGCGUAGAGUUCAGGUGUCAAGUCCACGGUGACCCGCCGCCUGCGCUGCGAUGGAAAAAAGAGGAUGUGGAUAUUACUCGUGGCAGGUAUGACAUUAGAUAUGAAAAAGACGACUUCCUUUUGAGGAUAAAGAAAGCAUCCAUGAUUGAUCAGGGAACCUUCACGUGCCUCGCAGAGAACCGUGUGGGUAAAGCGGAGGCCUCCGCCUAUCUGACUAUCAGAGCUCGCCCCGUUGAGGCACCUCAGUUUGUGGUGCGUCCCCGUGACCAAAUAGUCGCUCAAGGACGAACAGCAACCUUUCCCUGUGAGACCAGAGGAAAACCUCAACCCACUGUCUUCUGGCAAAGAGAAGGGAGCCAGGAUCUUCUUUUCCCCAGUCAGCAAGCACAAGGAGACAGCCGUGUGUCUGUGUCUGUGAAUGGAGAGUUGACCAUCUCUCCUGUACAGCGCUCAGAUGCGGGGUACUACAUCUGCCAAGCCCUCACUGUGGCCGGAAGCAUCAUGGCCAAGGCCCAGCUUGAAGUAGCAGACGCCCUGAAGGACCGCCCACCACCGAUCAUCCGGCAGGGCCCAUCCAACCAAACUCAGGCUUUGGGAGGCAUGUCCCUACUCAGGUGUCAGGCGUCUGGGGACCCAGAGCCUACAAUCACUUGGCGGAAGAAUGGGGCCAAUCUGCUUGGAAAGGACACAAGGUUUUCCCUUCUGGAACAUGGCAGCCUUCAGAUCCAGAGUACCAGGCUGUCUGACUCAGGGCUGUAUACCUGCGUUGCUACCAGCUCCAGUGGAGAAACAUCGUGGAGUGCCUACUUGGAUGUCAGAGACAUUAGUCCUACAGCACAGGGAGUGGACCACCGUCGUGUGCAGAAAGAGUUGGGGGAUGUUGUAGUCAACAUGCACAAUCCUGUUGUCCUCAGCUCCACGUCAGUGCAGGUCACCUGGACUGUGGAGAAUCCAUCCAAGUUUAUUCAAGGCUACCGUGUUUUGUACCGGCAAACUUCAGGGCUGCCCUCCCCAGGGCCGUGGCAGAUACAGGACUUGAAGGUUGCCUCAGAGAGGGACAUAACUCUCUCUGGUCUGAAGAAAGGCAUUGUAUAUGAGAUUAAAGUGCGGCCGUAUUUCAAUGAAUUUCAGGGCGCCGACAGUGAAUCCAUGACAGCACGCACCAUGGAAGAAGCACCAAGUGCGCCUCCACAGCAAGUGACAGUGCUGACAGUGGGAAACCACAACAGCACAUCCAUCAGUGUAUCCUGGGACCCUCCUCCUUCUGACCAACAGAAUGGCAUCAUACAAGAGUACAAGAUCUGGUGUUUGGCCAACGAAACUCGCUUUCAUGUCAAUAAGUCUGUGGACGCGACCAUCCGUUCAGUGGUAGUUGGGGGUCUGCAGACCGGAGUGCAGUACCGUGUAGAGGUGGCUGCAGGCACCAGCGCAGGGGUGGGGGUCAAGAGCAUACCCCAGCUCAUCACUUUGGGUGCAGAACUGAGGGACGUAAUGACAGGAUCGGACAGCAACAACAGCAUCUCAGAUGUGGUGAAGCAGCCGGCCUUCAUCGCUGCUUUGGGAGGGGCUUGCUGGAUUGUCCUCAUGGGCUUCAGUGCCUGGCUGUACUGGAGGAGAAAAAAGAGGAAAGGACUUAGCAACUAUGCAGUUCAGUCCUUCACCUUCACUCGAGCAGUGACAUUCCAAAGAGACAGAGGCCUGAUCCGCAAUGGAAGCCGUCCAGGGUUGUUAAAAGCAGGUGAUCCAGGCCUCCCCUGGUUAGCUGACUCCUGGCCUUCCACAAGUCUCCCAGCUAACGGGGGCUUAGGGAGUCCAAAAGGCGGCAGCAACUUUGGCCGAGGAGAUGUUUUACCGUCUGCAGCGGUGGAUAAAACUGGUACCAUGCUGUCUGAUGGUGCCAUCUACAGCAGUAUCGACUUCAUGGGGAAGGCAGGCUACAGCAGCCCAGCACGAGGCACUCAGCCCACCCCCUAUGCCACCACUCAAAUACUUCAGUCCAAUAGUUUCCACGAGCUGGCGGUGGAUAGGCCAGAUCCCCGCUGGAAGGCUUCUCUUCAAGCCCAGCAGGAAAUAGCAAACCUGGGCUACUCGCUAACUGACAGACGCCCUGGCAGUGGUGCAAAGGCUGGGAAGAAAAAGAAGCUAAAAAGUGGAACAAAAACCUCUAAAUCAAAUGGGACAUGUUGGGCUAAUAUGCCUCUGCCACCACCACCCAUGAACCCCCUGCCUGGGACUGAGGUUGACCUUGACUGUUACCCCCAGGAAAAUCAUGGAGGAGGAUAUGACAACGGCAGCUGGGCACCACCAAUGUCUGUCCAGACCUACCGCCAUCAGAAUUUGGAAAAUGAAGUAGAGGAAGAGAGAGGUCCCACUCCUCCCCUGAGAGGAAGGUCCUCCUCCCCGGCGGCAGCUACUUUUAGUCAGCCUUCGUCAUCCUCUCUCAGCUCUGCCCACCAUGAAGAAAUGCAGUCCAUCUUGCAGGCUCACUUGGAUGAGCUGACUAGAGCCUACCAGUAUGAAGUGGCCAAGCAGGCAUGGCAUAUGAAAACCAGUCCAAACGUGUCCAACUCUCCAAUCGACUUCAUGUCUAGUACACUGGGUUCUGAUUUGGGAACCACUCUCCUUUCUGAAGACGAGGAGGAAGAGGAGGAGGAGGAUGAAAGAUAUGCUGUGGUGUCAAAGAAUUUGUGUGGCUUUGAAUACACUCCUGGUCACAGCAUGGAUAACCUUGAGGGCUCAGGUAAGGUUUCUGAGCAGUGUCUCUCAGACAGCUUUGGCACAGCAGACCAUGGUACACAAGGCUCGCAUAGCCUUGGACACAAGAGGGCGCCACUCACUGCUAACAAGCCUCAGACAGACAAGGUUGGAACUCUUCCCAGACGAAGAGACACUAACACAGACGCCCACACACCAGCCAUGAAGUCCCUGCACGGCAUGGGUUCCCACAUGCACAGUUCGUGGGCAGCUGCUCCCUCAGACCCCUCUGAGGAGUGCAUGGUGAGUGUGUCCACGCUGGAGCGGCAGCAUAUGGCAUCCUGGAGUGGCACGACAUCAUCCAGCAGGGCCACCCUGAGUAGGGGUUCAAACAAGAGAGCUGGCAUAGAACCCUCCCACAACGGGCAUCCUUCCACAAACGGCACAGAGAAAAGGGAACACUAGUUUAUGUGAAGCAUCAUUCCCCGCAGUUGCUGCCUGUCCCAGGACACCUUGUUUAUAAGCGCUAUGAGAUUUUUCUCUGCGAGUGACACUGUAUGAUGUUUGGAAGAUGGAGAGAAGACAGAAUAAAGACAAAGAAGCAAAAUUGUGCAGGAUAAAAUGCAGAGCUGUAAAUGUCAUGUACAGACACAGACACCACUCUCACAGUGUUAUUUUCAUCCCCCUCUUCAAAAGAGUAAACAGUGCGUUAUAUGUCCGCUUCUAUUUUCUGUCACAUGGUGUACAACAAUUCACACAGUGGAGAUGAGGAAGAAAACACACAACUAACAAAAUGACUAAUGAUUCAAAUGAAAAAGGACUUGCAUAAUUUGUAAAUAGAUUUUUUAAUGUUUUUCUCUUUCUUUUGCUUUGCUAUGCAAGCCAAACCCAAUGUUGUCUUUUUUUUGUGAUUUAUUACCGUGAGUCCUUUUUUUCAUUAAUGCUCAAACUGUUAGCUUGUUUUGAUGAAGCUACUGUAUCAUUGUAUUUUUGCACAGAGCAUUUUGGUGAAAAUAAGCACAAACCCAUUGUCAGCUAAGCUGAGGAGGAGAAUCAUAAUGGCAAAGAGGGGAAUCGAGAACAUAAACAAAAAGACAUGUAUACUUGGCUGUGCGGUAUUUUUUGUUUUUUGUUUUUUUGAGAAAUGGUCAUCUAUUGAGAAUUAUGAGGCAAAAAACACGGGCGAAAACUAAUAUGCCAAAAUAACUAACUGUGUUUCAUACUUCUUUUGCUGGGAAACCUAUUAUGCAUUAUACUAAAAAUGUUUCUCAACAAAUGGUUAAUAGAAGAUUUUGUAUGGUAACCAAGUAACACAUCAGCUGUGAUAUCCAAAGCAAACACAAAUGGAAAUAUACUUCUCUGCCAUUCCCAGCAUUAAUCUCUUAAUACAUAUUUAUAUAUAUAUCUGUUCCUUUUACAGUUACAUUCAGUGACAUGAUGAUAGUGCAAUAUUUAAAAAUACAAUAUGACAGUUGACAGGAAUUUGGAGCAGGUCACCUAUAAUGCAUUGGAUAGAUUAAUUAAAAAUGUCCAAUGUCACUUGUAGAGAAAUAGGAUGUUUUAAUGACAUGUGUUUAUGAUGUUAAACAUCAAAGAAAUGGUACUGUUCAAAUUUGUUGUUAUGAACGACAGAGCAGAAUGGUUAUGGAUUUCCACUAUCAUCAACAUGUAUAGACUUGAAUGACUGCCAAAUUGAAAGAUGUUUUGUAAAGUUUUAAAAAACAAAUACAGCCAAUUAUCAUUUUCUGCCAGUGAGAUUGGGAAUGUGAUGUCUUUGCAUUUGUUUGGAUGGUUAUGUUCUGACCGUUGUUCUGGUAAUGGCUCUCCCUAUGAAGAAUCUUUACAUGCCAGAUUGGUUUGCCCUCAGGAAUACACAGCCACAUACAGUAGGGCCAUUUUCUUUUCCAAUCCUAUGAUGCAAAAUAAAAUGUGUAU